Molecule: messenger RNA, 4631 nt
Organism: Hemicordylus capensis (graceful crag lizard)
Lineage: Eukaryota; Metazoa; Chordata; Lepidosauria; Squamata; Cordylidae
Gene: TRABD
Product: TraB domain containing
Exons: 10
Coding region: 269-1393 (374 amino acids)
Source: RefSeq, a predicted model, not a curated record
ACUCCCAGAACGCAUUGCGGCUCACUUUCAUCCCCUCCCUUCUUAUAUGAAUGACUAAUACAACGUGUUGUCUGGUUAAUGUGCUGCAACUAUCUGGAGGGUUCUAUUCUUUGGGGGGGGGGGGGUGUCCUCUGUCUUCUCUAACUGCAGUCCCAGAAGAGUUUUGAGUUUCAUCUAGUGGUUCCUAAACCUAAAGCAGCUCCCUUAUCAGGGAGCGGAAGAGCUUGCAAAGUCAUCUGGCUGGUGAAACUUAAAGUAUAUUCCAGUGAUGCAGGGGGAGCAACAGCAGGAGGCAGCUGCAGAACCAGUGCCUUCGCCGGACGGACAAGGAGAUGGACCAAAAGAUGCUUCUGACUUGGCUCCAAAUAUUUCUGAGGCAGCUGCUUUAAAACUGCUUCUGGAGAUGAAGAUGAAGAAGAGACAGAAAAAACCCACCCUUCCAAGCACGGUGACAGAACUCGACACUGAAGAGGGCUCUAAAGUGUACGUGGUUGGCACUGCCCAUUUCAGUGACAGCAGCAAGAGAGAUGUAGUAAAGACAAUACAAGAGGUGCAACCUGAUGUGGUUGUGGUUGAGCUGUGCCAAUACAGAGUUUCUAUGUUAAAAAUGGAUGAAAGGACAUUACUAAAGGAAGCCAAAGAAAUCAAUCUAGAGAAACUUCAGCAAGCUAUAAAGCAGAAUGGACUCAUGUCUGGAUUGAUGCAAAUGCUUCUGCUGAAGGUCUCUGCACAUAUCACAGAACAGCUAGGAAUGGCUCCUGGAGGAGAGUUCAGAGAGGCUUUCAAAGAGGCUAGUAAAGUACCUUUCUGCAAGUUUCAUCUUGGAGACAGACCAAUUCCAGUCACAUUUAAGAGAGCCAUUGCUGCACUUUCUUUCUGGCAAAAAGUCAAACUUGCCUGGGGCCUUUGCUUCCUCUCUGACCCAAUCAGUAAAGAUGAUGUGGAGAAAUGUAAACAAAAGGAUUUGCUUGAGCAAAUGAUGGCAGAAAUGAUUGGAGAAUUUCCUGACCUUCACCGAACAAUAGUUUCUGAAAGAGAUAUUUACUUGACCUACAUGCUGAAGCAAGCGGCAAAGCGAACCGAACUACCUCGCGCCUCUGAAGCUGAACCUAGAAGAUGUGUCCCUUCUGUUGUAGUAGGAGUUGUUGGAAUGGGUCAUGUGCCUGGGAUUGAAAAGAACUGGAACACUGAUUUGAACAUCCAGGAAAUAAUGAGUGUGCCUCCUCCAUCAACUUCAAGUAAGAUCCUCAAGUUUGUCAUAAAGGCCACAGUAUUUGGACUGGUGGGCUACGGCUGCUAUAGGAUGGGACAAAGGACUGUUCAGUUUAUUCUCUCUAUGCCUGUUGCACAGAACUAUCUUCAAAAAGUGGCAGACAUAAAACCACAGCAUUGAAUCUGAAGACUGCAAUUAGUUGGGCAAAAAGCAACAUGUAGAAACUGGGUUGGAAAAGAAUGAUUAAGGACAUCUAUCCCAAAGUCUCAUUUGAUGCCAACUUACAGCAUAACCAGUGGAUUUACAUUAAAUGCUACACCGGCUGUGACUUAAAUGAAUAAGCAUUCACCCACCAUCAUGGUUAAAUGUACAGCAUGAAAAUAAUACAUGCUAGGAUAAGGUACCUGGAAUAUGUAUACACACUAUAUCAUUGUGUAUUUAACAUAUUUAUAAAGAUGAUGAUGUAGUACACAAAAACCCUUGGACACAAUUCACUGGAAACUUCCCACUGAAAUGAUAAGAUCUGUAUUGUACAAGAAUGCAGCUGUUCACUUCAGUGGAAUUGCUGGUGGGUUGUGUCCCUUUUAUCUCUCUCCUUUCUCCCCUUUUCUCCAGAGGAACAGAACAAUGACAUCAUUUGCUAGUUGUGUUCCUGUUAGAAAGCACAGUGCUCAUAAAGCUGUGUGUGUGUGUUUCAGUAGAAGGAAUACCAAGCUAUCCUUCAUGGUGCCACGUACCACUUCUUACAGAAAGACUUUUAUACUUUUAGUGGCUUUUUAAAAACUGCAGAAGCUUUUGAAAAUAUAAGAAAUAUGUUGGCUGUUUGAUAAACCUCUAAAUAUCUUAUACAAGCCUUACUGAAUAAAAAAGUUGCCUUUAGUAUUGUACAUAAUGGACACAAUCCAGCCAAAGUUAUGCACUUUAAAAUCUCAUCAUUGUCAAUGGGAUGUUUAUACCAAUGUGUAAUCAAAGGGAUUGAGGUCCAAAGGUUUUAAGGUGCUUAGCUCUGGCUGGAUCGUGUCUCUUUGUUUAGGCAUCCAACAAUUUCUUUUUCUCUUUCUUUAAAAAAGGUUGAGCUGCAGUCUCUCUCUCUCUCUCUCUCUCUCUCCCUCCCUCCCCCUCUCUCUCCUUUUUAGUUGCUGUUGGAAAAUUCCAGUGUUUACAGGGCACAGAGUUCCUCUGGAUUAGAUUGUUUUAUUCUUUUUGGUAAACCAAAUCCUCUGUUGGCAUGGAUUUCAUUACUGCAAAAUUGUUGGGACUCUUAUGUCCUUUACUGUUGAUUCGUUGCUUCUCCUUUAUAGAAAAAUAAAUCUGGAACUGAUGUGUACAUAAUAUUUAUCCUUCAUUUCCUGGAUGCCAUGCAAGUUGUUGAUCACAAUUCCAGUGGAAUGUAAUAAAAUACUGAUUUUUAAACAAAAAUCAGUGGAAUGUUAAUGGAGAUAUCAAGAAUCAGUAUUUUUUAAACUGCCUGGGGUUUUGUUUGUGUAGCUUUAUGGAUACUUUUCAACUAUUAGAACUUUUCUUAACAUCUAGAUGCUUUUUAAAAACUUCUGUCAUGUAUGUUUUGUACUUGUUUAUAUGCCCUUAAGAUUGCCUUUAGUGCAUGUUAAUUGUUGCCUUCCCAACACAAUUAUCAUACAAUUAUGACUACUAAUCUGUAGGUGUGUGCAUGAAUGUUUCGGUGCGGCAGGCAGCAGUACCUUUAAGCAUGAGUAAAGCAGGUCCUUACCUGCUCCUCCGCUGCCUUGCCACUUUCCCCAAGUGCAGUGCUGUGCCACUCAGAUGUCCAUGCGUGCCCAUGGGGCGUCACCCAGAAGCCUGUGCACUGCAGGAUGCACAUGGCCACAGCGCAAGCUGGGCCAAAGCAGCAGAACGGUGUAGGAGCAGGUAAGGACCUGCUUUACUCAUGCUUAAAGGUACUGCUCCCUGCCCCACCGAAACGAUUUGACAGGCUGUGCCAAAUCGAUUCGUGCACAUCCCUACCAAUCUGUCCUAUGAAAAUUGCUUUCGGUCUCUUUAAAAUGCAAUUGCCCAUUUGCUUUUAAAAAAAUAAAUAAAGGUCAAUUUCUGACUUUAGUCCGCUUCUGUCCGCACCCCAACACCCAUCAUUUUGGGGAAAUGAGGUUAGGCCACUGAAAAGAACUGAAAACAUUCUAAGAUUCACCACCUGAUUACAUAUUUAGCAAAGCAAAUAUGAGGGUCUCAUCUCCAAAGCCUUAAAUAUGAGAAAUUAAUACUAGUGCUGCCUGUCUCUCUGAAAACUCAUGUGCAUGUUUUUCAACAUGGACACAAUUCAGUACAGGUAAGUGCACUUGGAUCCUGUUGAAUUAGGGAGGAUUAAUUGUGUCCAAUUGUGUCCAAUUGUGUAAUGAAUUGGUUUUGGUUCUUUCCUUAAAGAGGUUAUAGCUUUUGUUUUUACUGAUGACACAGUAGUGGCAGUGCUAAGAUUCUACCUGAUCGUCAUCCAUUUGAAUGGAUUCCAGUAAAAUUUUAGAUUUGUAAUGGUGCACCAGUUGGCCCCAAUGGACUGUGUUCAUCAAACUAAUAAUAAUGCUAAAUGAGAUUUGAUCUUUUUCUUUUUCUUUCUCUGCAUCUUGUAUUACUACACACAGCCAAUAGAUCUGAGUCUGUGAUGAUAAAACUCGUUCUGGAAUUGUUUUGCUCAAUUGUAUUGUCUACAGUAAAUGCUUUGGGAUGCACUGGAACUGUAGUUGCAAGAUAUGAAAGGAAAUAUUAGCCUUAUACACACAUCCAUGCUCUGCAUGGCAAAUCUCUUGAUUAGCUUAUGCACUUGACCAAACAAGAACAGGACCUUUUGAUACCGACUGAUGAAAUGAUGGCAGAGGUUGCAGGGUUGAUUUAUGGAGGAGCAAAUCAACACAAGGUGUGAAAGAUCCCCUUGCUAGGCUUUACCUCCCCAUACUGACAACUGUUUUGAAGGAAAAGGAGACUUGAAAGUGCCAUCUAUAAGCAACAACUUAUAGAUUGGAAUGAUUAUUUGAAUUCCAAUGGAUUCUCCUUUUAUUUUUUUAAUUAAAAAUAAUAAUAAAAUUUUCAUGGUGGAACAGCCUUCUUUACAAAUUAUUGUACCUUUUGGGAAUAAGUUAGACAAUGGGAUGAAGGGGCCCUCAAAUAUUCUUUUCCGUCUUACUGAAGCAUGUCAGAAACCUGUUGGAACAUUUUAAUGUGUGUAUUUUCCCCAUCUUAUAGAUUAUGUAUAUUAUGUUUACUUUAAAAUAUUCAUACUCAGGUAAAUUCUACAGAAGAUUAAAAGUAAGAUAAAUUGCAGACAUGUGAGCCUUAAGCUUGAAUAAACAACUGUUAAAUGAUAGACUUGAGGCACACUGUGCUCUGUAUUUCCACAUGCCAAAAAAAUCCCAAAUAAAAUUACUACCUUUCAGCUGGCAUUUCAUCUUUA